Messenger RNA from Dicentrarchus labrax (European seabass), 3966 nucleotides. RefSeq names its product cereblon (gene crbn). The transcript has 11 exons. Gene Ontology annotation, biological process: protein ubiquitination. Gene Ontology annotation, cellular component: Cul4A-RING E3 ubiquitin ligase complex. NCBI's taxonomy places the organism in Eukaryota, Metazoa, Chordata, Actinopteri, Moronidae. Bases 57 to 1406 code for a protein of 449 amino acids. The record is from RefSeq and is a predicted model, not a curated record.
GAUGCUGCACAGUGAAGACACCGUAGAAUAAGAGUUAGUAUUGUAAACACAAGGAUAUGGCUGACGAGAGGGGUGGAGGUGAAGACAACAUUAACGACAACAUGGGGAACCAGUUACAGCUUUUACCAGACAAUGAGGAAGAGGAGGAGGAAGAUGACAUGGAGACUGAAGACCGAGACAGUGAGGAGGCAGAGAAACCCAACAUCAUCACCUUUGACCCCAGUCUGCCCACAUCGCAUGCAUACCUGGGUUCAGACAUGGAGGAGUUUCACGGCCGCACAGUCCAUGAUGACGACAGCUGUCAGACCAUCCCUGUGCUGCCACACACAGCUGUGAUGCUGGUGCCGGGUCAGACGCUGCCUCUGCAGCUCUUCAGGCCACAGGAGGUCAGCAUGAUGCGGAGCGUCAUCCAGAGAGACCGCACCUUUGCUGUGCUUGCACACAGCAGCGAUGCAGGGGAGCCGGAGGCAGAGUUUGGGACAACGGCUGAAAUCUAUGCAUACCGAGAGGAGCAGGAGUACGGCAUUGAAACUGUCAAAGUGAAAGCUGUGGGGAGGCAGAGAUUCAAGGUUCAUGAGAUAAGAACUCAAGCAGACGGGAUCAGACAAGCCAAAGUACAAAUCCUUCCAGAACGAAUCCUUCCAGAUCCCCUCUCUGCCGUGCAGCUAACACCCCUCUCCAGGCUCCACAUGCACCCCUCCUCCAAACCCUCCACCCAGAGCUGCAAACAGGCCCAGUGCUGGUGGAGUAACUACCAACAGAGGAAGUUUCACUGUGCCAGUCUGACGCCAUGGCCACCCUGGGUCUACGCACUCUACGACUCUGAGUCUCUCAUGAACAGAGUGAAGAAACAGCUCCAUGAAUGGGACGAGAAUCUGAAGGAUGACUCUCUCCCUACGAACGCCGUAGACUUCUCCUACAGAGUGGCGGCUUGUCUGCCCAUAGACGACGCUCUGCGGCUCCAGCUGCUGAAGAUCGGCAGUGCCAUCCAGAGACUUCGCUGUGAGCUGGACAUCAUGGACCGGUGCACAUCACUUUGCUGUAAGCAGUGCCAGGACACUGAAAUCACCACAAAAAAUGAGAUCUUCAGCCUGUCUCUGUACGGACCCAUGGCUGCGUACGUCAACCCUCAUGGAUACGUCCAUGAAACCCUGACUGUCUACAAAGCCAACAACCUCAACCUGGUCGGCAGGCCAUCCACACUGCACAGCUGGUUUCCAGGGUACGCCUGGACAAUUGCUCAGUGCCGAACCUGCGGCUCUCACAUGGGUUGGAAGUUCACAGCCACCAAGAAGGACUUGUCUCCACCUCGUUUCUGGGGUCUGACCCGUUCAGCUAUGCUCCCCCGUAUCCCCCAGGGCGAAGGGGACGAUGGGAGAGAGGGCUCUCGUCUCUUCUGCCUGUGACGUCGGACCAUCAUUGCCCUGAAGAAAGAAAAAAAAAAAACCCCUGCAAACCUCCCAAGCCUGGAUCUUUAGGCACUCUGUCUGUGAUUACUUUUAGUAAUCAGUGCAUCACACACCACCUGUCACCCCUGGCAGCAAAUCCAUCAUAUUAGUGGAAAGGUCAUUCAGCCUUUAAAUGGCACUCUAAGAGCAAAUAAGAACAAGGAGGUCAUGAUUGUUCUUAAAGGUUCUUGAAAUGCAGAAGCAGCAGAGAGACAACUUGGUGUGAUGAAGUGAGAAAGAAAUAGAGAAUAACAGAUUGAGUCCAUAACACGUGGUAACACCCUCGCAUGCAGCUCCCUGAUCUACACCCCUGUCCUGCUGAUUUCUUGGUAGCUGCAGACACACACAGACACACACAAAAGCUUAAUGUAUACUCUUUUCCUCUGUAUGACAGAGUGUGUGACUGCAUGUAGUCGAGAUAGAGACAUUUUUGGCAAGCAGUUAAUCUUUAAUCUGUUGUAAAAUCAACCAGUUGAUAUAAAUUCACUUAGCAUUCAGAUCCUUUGGGGGUCUCUCAGAUAUGUUUUCUGGUGUUCAGCUGCUAUAGAUCAGUGGAGGAAACUGCUUGAAUCCAAGUCCACUCAUGUAUGUCGUGUAGAUCUGUCAUUAUAGGUGUGAUAGUUUGAAUCUUGGAAUUAAAUUGGAUGUAUUUUUGUAUGCAGGAAGAUUGGAAAGUAAUUUAACAUACCCAUCCAUGUGUGGAGACACGUGCUAUUUAUUAUCACGACAGUUUUUUAUGUAAUAAACAAAAAGCUGAGGUGACAAUAACGAUAAUGUGUAUUAUACUUGAUAUAAUCGGUGUCUGUUUUGUACUCAGCAAAGGCUCAUUGUCCCGUCAGAUAAUGUGCUUCAGGAAACAAGCGUUAUCUCUGGUUGCACGAGUGAAAACUGUUCUUCAGAGCUCAUUAGCACAGAGAGCGAGAGGAGCCACUGACCCUUCUUCAUUUAGUUUGUUCAUGUUGUGUGGCAUGUGAAAAUGGUGUGCCUACGCCCCAGCUCAGUGUCUUUUGAUAAGUCUGACGACUCAGUGAACAGACAGGAGUAAAAAAAAAGAUUGCAAAUGACAAAGUGAUGAUGAGAUUUAGAUUUAGUUGUUGAAAGUUUUGUUAGUAUUCUCUUUGGUUUGUAGUUUCACAGUUUUCAAGAUUUUACUUGCGAUUUUGUUGCAAGGAGCUGGCUCAUGUUUGUAUAAAUGUAACUGUAAAUAAGAGGCAGUUAGAGCAUUUGUUGUGUAAUAUAACCGGUGAAUCUGACUCUUAUUUCUCAUAUCUUUUCAUGUCACAGAGAAUUGUUAGGAAAUACUAUUUUCAUCAGUAAGCAAAGUAUUUGAUCGCAAUAAGAAAUCGUCUGGAUUGUGAAGAUGUUGGUCUGUCUAAUUAAAUGUUUUCUGAUAUUUUCUUAAAGGAAUAGUUUGACAUUUUUUUUUUUUUUUUUUUUUUUGCCAGGCUAGUUAUUCCUGUUUCCAGUCUUUAUGCUAAGCUAAGCUAACCGGCUGGUGGAUGUAGCUUCAUAUUUACUGUACAGAUAUGGGAGUGCUAUCUCAAUCUUCUCACAUAAUCUUUGGCUUUAAAGCAAAUUAGUGUACUUUUCAAAAUGUCAAAAUUACUCUUUAAAUGGCUUUCAAUUUAAAAACUUGUUACAAAUUAUUCUUUUGGCCUAAGCAAGGUGUCAUAUGGGUGUACAGGUCUGAGUUGUGUCCACACUUACUGAGAAAAUAACUUGACUUUGUGAUUUCAUGCAUAGUUUGUUUUGAAUUAGUGUUUUAAUUUACCUUCAUAUUCAUGUGGUUUUCCAUUAAAAGAGUACUCCACCGAUUUAGCAUUGCACUCCUAUCACAUUGUCAGAUUCACGAUGGACAAGAAAAAAAGAGAUAUCUUCUUUUUUUAUUCCACACAUUCUUCUCUGCCAUCUACCACCCUUGCCAAUUCGGUUGGAGAUUCAGGUGUGCUAUGCUAAGAGUGGCUCAAUGUAACCUCCAGCAGAGAUCAGGAGCAAUUAUUAUUUUAAUUUUCAAACUUGUAGUCUACAGACCCAAACACUGACUCAAUUGACAUCACUUGACGAAAUUUAUUAGAAGGCUUUACACAAUUAUUUUUCACAUAUGCAGUAGUACUCCUUAAAAUCUUUAAACAGACCUUGCCGAUCUGGAAAAUUGGUGAAGUUCCUCUUCAAGAAUCAAAAUGAGCGCUUCCUCAGAAAUGUGUCUACAUUUUUUUUUUUUAAUCACCUUUAGAUUUUUAAUCUUUUACUUGGGCCGUUUUAUAUCAUAUUAUCAUAUCAUUUUAUUUCAUUAAGGAGAGGAUGAGAAUGUGAGUAGAAUCUAAAAUGCCUUUUUCAUUAUAUUCUCUGUCAUAUCAGUGAUUAAGUAUUCGGCAGGCUGUCGGACCUUCAUUCACCCCCAAUAAUCAAAUGGAUGCUUCACUGAAGAAAUCAAUGGCUUGAUUCCAAAGAAGGUCUAUGUUUGUUUUUCCAUGAGAUUCAGUGUACCACAGAGUAAAAUAAACAUGCACAUAUCCUG